UUUUGACCUUUCCUCUUUCUUCUGUCCUCUUUUUUUUCCUCUCCUGUGUAUUGUCUUCGCAUCUCAAUGACCUGCAAAAAACUAUUCCAUCUUCAUUUCCUUAAUGGAGUUUCGUCUCUUCCGGCCAUUUCCUUAUGGCUUCCCCUUUUUUUUUCGUUUUGCCCGUUUCACUAUCUUUUUAUCCGCUGGAUAUCUCACUGCUGUAUUGCCUUCUCUUUCAAUUGCCUUUUGUUUUAAGCUGGCCUCUCGAAAACACUUCCUCGGAUAGCUUUUCCACACUCUUAUCCCUACCGGAGCUUCAUCCUGCUCGAGCUCACCGACCUUCAGCUGCGUUUUUUGGGGUUAGCCAUUCCCCUUUUUUUGCCCACUGGAUUUCUCUCUGCUGGGUUGGUUUCUCUUGGUCGCUUUCCACAGCCUUCAGACGGCUUGUGUUUUGAGCUGGCCUCGGGGAAGGUCAGGCUUGUGCCGGCCUUGAGUUGCGUAAAUUGAACAAUGUCUUUGCCUGUUGCUGCUGUCCCCCAAGUUGUUCGCAUAUCUGAGGUUAGUGAAACUACGGUCAAUUGGAAAACUUUGGUGCACGUCCUUGAGUCUCAUCGUGUCAGGGUCGUUCAAAUGAAUGGUACUUCAAAGGCAUUCCGUCGCUUUGAAUUUGGUGAUUCCCAGGGUAUUACGGUUGCUGCGGUUGUCUAUGAUGAUGACAUUUCCCAUGUAGAUGGUCUUCUACUGCCGUUCAAGAAGUAUUACAUAUCAGCUGUGGAGCUUUGUGAAAUUCUAGAGUCUACUCCACCAGAUGCUGAAGCUCAAGCUUUACAAAAAAUAUCCAUCGCAAAUGCUGAAGUCAGGGCUGCUGCUGAAAGGUUCCAACCUGAUGGACUUAAGCUCCAGUGGAUUAUAAGCACCAAAACAGUUGUAGAAGAAAUUGAUGAAGCUGAUUCAAGUGUGUUGCCGUUCCACUUUGAUUUCACGGCUUAUAAAGACCUGCCUCUUUACGCAGACAUGAAAUAUGAAACUAUUGAUGUCAUUGGAAUAGUCAUUCAUGCAUCGGCGAUUAUUCCAAUCCAUAAAGAUUCACAUGAAUUACUGGUGCAAAAAAUUUGGCUUGUGAAUGAAGAAAUGAAUCCUAUUCUGCUGUCUCUUUGGAAUGAGUUCACUGAAAAUCAAGGAAAAUCUAUCACUGAUCUGAAAGACAAGCAUCCCGUUGUAAUAUGUCACAGGCUCAAUGUUGUUAUGUACAAUGGGCUGCCAGAAAUGAAAAAAGCUUUGCGGGGCUUCUUCAGGAUAACAUGCAUGCUAAACAAAGUCCUCAGCUAUUUCACGAAUCACACCAGAAAAUUAUUUCUAUCAUUGAUGUUGUACCAACGCAAAAGAUUUCAUGGGUUAAGGCACAGGUUUCUUUCCAGCACAUUGUUCAAAAAUAUUAUUACAUGGAUUGCAUAAAAUGCCACCGCAUGACUGCAGCAAACUUUGGAACUACGUUCACUUGCAAUCACUGUAAUGAGAAACAACAGGCUUCUCCCAGGAAAGCAAUCUCGGCAUGCAAUUCAUUGCUUUAUGUGAACGUAGAGAAUGCAUAAUUGCCGCUAGAAAAAGUCCAUCAGGAACUACAAUCAAAGAUGUUCAUAAUACAGCUAAAGGCAGCAGCUACCAGGGAUGGAGGAGGUCAUCAGCGUUAUACAAUUGUCUAUUGUUUUGAGGAUGUAAGCUCUGAAGAAUCUGCUAACAAGUCUGCAAAUCCUGAUGUCCAGACUUGUUUUGAGGAAGUUGGCAAUACUGUCCCAGCAAGUGUAGCACCAGAAAACCAAGUUUCUUCAUCAAAGGUGCGAAUUCGUCUUGAUACAAAGUUUGAUCAAUCUGAAGAUGCAAAUGACAAUACAUCUAAAGACGAGGAGACAUCCAUCAGCAAAAAGGCAAAGAAAAAUUGAUUGCCUUUUCGUUCCUUAGUUUUCUGGCUAUGAAUUCAGAUGUCUAUGUCUUUUGCUAAUGCUUAAAGCAUUCAUUUUGCUGCAGCUUUUGAAACUAUAUCUCGAACUUAUAACCCACCUUUUUGAAGUCUUAGCUUUAUCAACCGUCUGAACAAAUGUCUGACAAGUAUUGCUAUCCCUUAUUAGUCAUUACAUUAUCUGCUGCAAUUCUAUAUAUAUUAAUUGUAUGACUCUUGUCAAUA
Coffea arabica (coffee) is the source of this 2164-nucleotide messenger RNA. NCBI's taxonomy places the organism in Eukaryota, Viridiplantae, Streptophyta, Magnoliopsida, Gentianales, Rubiaceae. The record is from RefSeq and is a predicted model, not a curated record.